AUGAAAAGACAACAGGACCUCAGCCAGUUUUUCAAGAAACGAUCCAAAACUUCCGAAGGAAUCGAGAACAGCGCAACCACUCAAAGCGCUUCCGCCGAGAGUUCAUCACAGCCUGAAGCCUCGACCUCUAACGAAAUCAUCGAUGUAGUUGGCAAGCUGAUCAGGAGGAAAAUUGUGGAGGAGGUGAACACAGCGAAGUUUUUCACGGUUCUAGUGGACGAGACCGUAGAUGUCAGUAAAGCUGAUCAGCUUACCGUCUGUCUUCGCUAUGUUACCCCGAAGGACGGUCAGCAAGUCCUACGAGAAAGCUUCCUCUCGUUUUGCGUCGUCAAAAGCAAAACAGGCGCCGCGUUGGCCGAAAGUAUCCUGAAGCUUCUUCGAGACGAAGGAAUUGUUGUCAGCAACAUGAGAGGUCAGGGCUACGAUGGUUGCAGUUCGAUGAGUGGGAUCUACAAAGGAGUACAAGCCGAAUUGAGGAAAGUAGUUCCUCAGGCUCUGUAUUUCCAUUGCGCUAGCCAUUGUCUGAAUCUUGCGAUCGCACACUCGGUUGAUAAUACGAGUAUCAAACUGACCAUUGGUACGAUUGCCAGCACAUGUGCUUUCAUCAGUGCAUCCUCGCACCGGGUGCGUCUUCUCCAGGACUCGGUGGAGUUAAACUUGCCGGAGUCAAGCGCCAGGCGACUCAAACCCCUGUGCCCCACGCGGUGGGUGGAGAGCCACAAAGCGUACAUUACAUUCAGAGAGCUUCUGGUUCCCAUCGUCCGCACCUUGGAAGCGCUUGCCAACGAGCCGGGAGAUCAAGGAGCUCGAGCCAAUGAGCUGCUGUCUACGAUUUGCAAGUGCGGAUUUGUGGUCUCUCUUUUCGUCCUGGAACGCUUCGCGGCCCUCUUCCUCCCCCUGUCUGUUCAACUGCAGGCCAGGGAUCUCGAUAUUUUCGAAGCGCAAGAGGCAAUCGAAAGCAUCGCAACUGUGCUAAGAGCCUCCAGAGGAGACGCGGAACGAGAUUUCAGAGAGAUUUUCGCGGAAGCGUCGUCGAUUUGCGCAGAGCUCGAAGUGGACGUUCGCUUGCCACGACUUUGCGGCAGGCAGAUCCACCGAGAAAAUCAUUCCGUUGAUGGAGUUGAAGAUUAUUUCCGUAUUUCGGUGUAUAUACCGUAUGCCGACCGGCUUAUCGAGGAGUUUGACUCCAUGUUUGAAGGCAUUCGGGAGCAUGCGACCAAACUCCAGUUUCUGCUGCCGAAGUUCGUAGAGAACAGCUCAUUCGACGAUCUGGCAGACGCUCUCGUGUUCUACGAAACUGACUUGAAUUGCGAAGAUAGCGUGGUUCGCGAGGAGUACCGUAGAUGGAAAAUCAAGUGGAGUAGCGUCCCAGGAGGCGCGAAGCCGGCAACGGCAAUAGACGCUCUCAAUCAUUGUUCACCUAGGUAUUUUCCGAAGAUAGCGACCCUCUUGCAGAUCUUCGCAACUCUCCCUGUCACGACAGCCUCCGCUGAGCGAACUUUCAGUUGUUUGCGACUGUUGAAAACGUAUCUUCGAUCAGUCAUGAUUGAGGAAAGGUUGAACGGACUGACUUCAAUGCAUUUGCAGCCUGACAUUUCCGUCACUCCUGAGGAAGUUCUCGACGUACUCGCUUUGAAUCCAAGAAAGCUGAACCUUAUACUUUAA
Molecule: messenger RNA, 1665 nt
Organism: Galendromus occidentalis (western predatory mite)
Lineage: Eukaryota; Metazoa; Arthropoda; Arachnida; Mesostigmata; Phytoseiidae
Product: 52 kDa repressor of the inhibitor of the protein kinase-like
Exons: 2
Coding region: 1-1665 (554 amino acids)
Molecular function (GO): protein dimerization activity
Source: RefSeq, a predicted model, not a curated record